UUUUUUUUUUUUUAUUGCUUAGAUGUGUGGACGAGCUCACAGCCCACCUGGUGUUAAGUGGUUACUGGAGCCCAUAGACAUCUACAACGUAAAUGCGCCACACACCUUGAGAUAUAGUUCUAAGGUCUCAGUAUAGUCACAACGGCUGACCCACCCUUCAAACCGAAACGCAUUACUGCUUCACGGCAGAAAUAGGCGGGGCGGUGGUACCUACCCAUGCGGACUCACAAAAGGUCCCACCACUAGUAAUUACGCAAAUUAAAAUUUUUGCGGGUUUAAUUUUUAUUGCACGAUGUUAUUCCUUCACCGUGGAAGUCAAUCGUGAACAUUUGUUGAGUACGUAUUUCAUUAGAAAAAUUGGUACCCGCCAGCGAGAUUCGAACACCGGUGCAUCGGUCGAUACGAAUGCACCGGACGUCUUAUCCUUUAGGCCACGACGACUUCAAAAUACUUCGUAUUCAACGGGAAUGGUGGCAGGUGGUGGUGAAUGGUUGGAUGGUCACGUAGUGAGACGCGGCCACGAUAAGAGAGCUUUUCCAAAGAAGCGUUCUGACGCUGUCUUCGGAUACUUAUGUACGUAUAGAUUCUAAUUGUAGGUCAUUAUGAAGAGCUAUUGUACAUUACUUCUUACACACCAAUAUACUAAAAUACACUUAAUAAAUGAACAGAUUAUAGGGUCGUGUGAUGUCUAAACGUAACUAAACUAAAUGCAAUUUUAAUCAUGUCCGACAAAUUAAAAUACAAUCUGUCACCAGCAAUUUAAAUAAAGAAAUAAAUUGCGGCUCUGUAUGAGAGGGAGUUUCUUCAUCACGAGUGUGCCUCCUGAAUAUUAUUUGUUAGAAUAAGUAUGUAGUAUGUUUGAAUCAAUUCUCAUACCAUAGCUGAACGAUUAAUGAAUCAAGCGGCAUUAUGUCCGCGACGAUGUUUUCUGAAAUAAGCGAAUGACCUCUUAAACGAGUGUGCGAUGAAUUUUCGAACUAAAUGCCCAAUAACCAAACCGGAUUUCAGUUUUGUGAUUAAGAUAGAAACAAAUUGUUCAGUUUGCAUAACGCACACGUGUAGAUCGACUCUGUGCAUUUCGUAUUAGAUAUGUGUCGUUCGCGAACGAACGAGUCAAACGACCCGGGUCUCAAAUUCCGCGCGAACAAUAGGGUCACUUCAAAAAAUAUGAGCCGUUCACUAAAUCGACUCGUUUAACACAAAACCUACGAAUCAGAAGAAAAGAACCAUACGAGUACGACGGUCAUUCGGGUUAUUUCGGGUUGCCACGUCUCGCCCCGCGCCCGUCUCGCUUAGUCGUUCGUUCGACUGAACGGGUCGUACGAACCGGAUCAUUUUGUCAACAGGUCAGUACUGAUCUGAAUCUCUAAAAUUGAACGAACGACACAUAUCUAUUUCGUAUGUGGAAUCAAAGAAAUGAAAAUGAUGUAAAAUAUUACAAACCCAUUUGCUCAAAUCAUGUAAAUUUAUAUAAUUAGUUUGUGUCCAAUCUAAAUUCAACAUAAUUUAAUCGGAAAUUAUAUUUAAAAGAAAGUGAAACUGGUCGGUCAUUAACAAAAACAUCUAAAGGUCACUUUCACUGACACCGAAACUGACUCAAAAGUGUUACGAAGGAUUCCUCAUAUUUACAAGAAUGGAUAAUAAUUAUUGAAGUAAUGUUUUAAUUUGUCGAAGCAACUGAUACAAACAGGACGUCGCUACUACCUCCUAUAAAACACAAUACAACUUUGGCAAAACGACAAUCAGUGAAAAGGCUUCAAAAUGAACGCAGGUGUCUUCGCCUUCUUCUUUAUCCUCGUCGGGAGCGGUCAAUGGCAAUUAAUGUCAUGUCAUCGAGUACACUCGUCGGAUUACUUCGAUCCAAGCGCCUACAUCGAAGAUUGGACAUUAGACAAUGAAAAUGAAACACUUCAUUUGCCUUCGUCAUACCUCCACAGCUUCGGAUAUAAUCACUCGUGGAAUGGUUACAGUAGCAAUGAAGAUGGCGCAAAAUUGCGUUAUUAUUUCGGUUCAAGGAGCGAUUAUAAGGAAUGGCCCUUGUCAGAAGCUCAUAAAAUUUUUUCAUACAGUUGGUACGAUCCCAGUAAGCCAACCGUGAUUUUCACUCACGGUUUCACAGGUUUUCCCGAAGGUUUAGCGGUAGUUUCGGUAGUCGGUUUCUUCAUAGAAGAAGGCAAGAGUAAUGUGAUACUUUUGAAUUGGCAACAUCUCGCUGCCCACGUGUAUCCCAGCUUCGUGAAUUCAUACUUGAAUUGGGCCGCACCAAACGCAAUAAAGGUUGGAGCGGAGUUUGCGGAAACUCUGUUGAACUUGUCAAAGACGGGACUAGAUUUGGGAAAGACCCACUUAGUUGGACAUUCUCUUGGAGCGCAUAUCUUCGGGAUUGCUGGCAAUAGGAUUUCGGAGAGAGGGGUGCAGUUACCUUGGAUUACAGGAUUGGAUCCAUCCAGUGCAGUGUUUGAUAUGAAACCUGCUCAUAUGAAACUGAACCCAAACUCUGCGCGGUACGUGUCAGUAGUACAUUCUGAUCCGAGUAAAUACGGCAGCAGUAAAGAGCUUGGCCUUGUGAAUUUUUGGCCCAACUACAGAAACCGUGGGCCAGUUUUACAACCUGGAUGCCCAGCCGGUCGGUAUGCUAGAUUCUCCAGUGAAGAUUUAUGCAGUCACCAUCGAUGUUGGCAACUCCUAAUAGACUCGUACAAAUAUCGUGGAACUCUGAUUGGUAGUUACGCUAGAAGCUUUAGGAUAUGGAAAAAUUAUUCGAAGGAUGAACGAAAUGCUGACGUUUUAGGAUUGGAGACCUAUAAUCCCGUAGCUUUUUUUGUUUGUAGGAAACCUGGAAACUAUUAUUUAAUAACGGCUGGAAAAUCUCCAUAUGGAUUGGGAGAAGAUGGAUUAUGACUAAUUGAAUUUCAAAAGGCCUAUUUUUCUAUAUUUAUAACACUGUGAUAUGAGAAAUAAAUAUUUAAAUUUACACACAAAA
Messenger RNA from Bombyx mori (domestic silkworm), 2983 nucleotides. Its product is annotated as phospholipase A1. Gene Ontology annotation, biological process: lipid catabolic process. Gene Ontology annotation, molecular function: lipase activity. The record is from RefSeq and is a predicted model, not a curated record. The transcript has 9 exons. The coding region runs from base 1762 to 2901 and encodes 379 amino acids. Lineage: Eukaryota; Metazoa; Arthropoda; Insecta; Lepidoptera; Bombycidae.